Messenger RNA from Acyrthosiphon pisum (pea aphid), 1233 nucleotides. Its product is annotated as 52 kDa repressor of the inhibitor of the protein kinase-like. The record is from RefSeq and is a predicted model, not a curated record. The transcript has 2 exons. Lineage: Eukaryota; Metazoa; Arthropoda; Insecta; Hemiptera; Aphididae. Bases 1 to 1233 code for a protein of 410 amino acids. Gene Ontology annotation, molecular function: protein dimerization activity.
AUGACAAAUGUCCUUAUUCAAAAACUGAAAGACUUAGAUAUACCUAUCGAUGACAUGAGAGGCCAAGGGUACGACAAUGGUUCAAAUAUGCGUGGUCAAAAUAGUGGUGUUCAAGCUAGAAUUUAUGUAUUUUUUUCUGGAUCAACUCAUCGUUGGGACGUAUUUAAAAAACAUGUUAAUAGUCUUACCCUUAAACCAUUAAGUGCAACACGCUGGGAGAGCAGAGUUGACGCUGUUAAAGCCAUUCGAUUUCAAGUUGGGGAAGUAUAUGAUUCGUUAAUAGAAAUUGUAGAAGACUUAACACUUGUGAAUGCAACUGGAGUAAAAUGUCGUGCAGAAGCCAAAAGUAUUGCUGAAAAAUUAGUUGAUUUUAAAUUUUUGUGUUGUCUUGUUAUUUGGUAUGAUAUAUUGUUCGAAAUUAACCAUACAAGUAAAUUACUUCAAUCUGUGUCAUUGAAUAUAUCAGAAACUAUAACACAAUUAAAGAAUACAAUAAUAUUUUUGAAAGAAUAUCGUACAGAUGAAGGAUUUCAAAAGACGUUAGAACAAGCUAAGACACUAGCAAAUGAACUUCAAAUUGAGGCUAACUUUCCUGUCCCAACUCGAAUUCGUCGUAGAACUACUCAAUUUGCAUAUGAAUCACAAGACGAACCUAUUCAUGAUCCAAAACAAAGUUUUAAAAUUAACUUUUUCCAUCAGAUUUUAGAUUCUGCUAUCCAAUCAAUCAAUGAAAGAUUUUCACAACUUACAGAUCAUAGUGAUUUAUUUUCAUUUCUCUAUAAUAUAACUGAGAUUUCUGAUUUUGACGAACUUAUGAAAAAAUGUAAGGAUUUAAAAAUAGCACUAACUUCAAGUGAUGGAUUAAGUUUGGAUAUAAUUGCUGUUGAAUUGUAUAGUGAAAUUAUAUCUUUGCAAAAACGUUUUACUCUCGAAACGUGUAAUCCAAAAUCAGUUCUUGCAUACAUAUGUAGAAACAAGUUGAUAGAACUUUACCCUAAUACAUAUGUGAUAUUAAGGAUUCUAUUGACUUUACCUGUAACUGCUGCAACAGCCGAGAGGAGUUUUUCAAAACUUAAAAUAUUAAAAAAUUAUUUGCGAUCAAAUAUGUCUCAAGACCAAUUAGUAGGAUUAGCCACUCUCUCUAUUGAAAGCGAAAUCGCUGAAGAAUUGGACAUGGAUGAACUCAUACAGAGCUUUGCUUCGCUAAAAGCAAGAAAAGUUAAUUUUAAAUAA